CCGCAGAAGGCUCCAUCCUUCUGAAGGAUAGACAGGGCGGAGCUCUGAAGACCAGGAAGACCCUCCCAGAAGAGGUUGGAGGGAAGCCGGAAGUCUUGGAGCUGUGAUCUGGCUGUGUGCCCCUUGGGUCGUCCUCCCUUCCCGCGGAACGCUUAUGGCUUUGUCUUCUGGAAACCAGAACCUCGUGAGUGCAUCACCCAGUUCCCAAAGAUGUGAUCUCUUAUUUAAGCAAAGGGAAACAAUCUGAAUGCUGGACCAAGAAGGCCUGAGGAGCUGCUCUCCAGAGCAAGAGAUCAGACUUGAAAUGAAGGACACUACUGAGGACAUAAACCUUUCUGUGAUAGAACUUCACAGGCCAAGAUCCCUAAGUCCCUAUGACUUUACUUGGAGAGAAAUCUGUGCUACACAUGAGAAAAUCCACACUAGCAAGAAAUCUUAUGAAUGUAACCAAUGUGGAAAGAGUUUUAGAAAAAGGAGAGCUCUUACUAUACAUCAGAGAAUCCACUUUGAAGAAAAACCUUAUGAGUGUAACCAGUGUGGAAAGGCUUUUAUAAAAAGACAAACUCUUACUGAACAUCAGAGAAUCCACUCUGGGGAGAAACCUUAUGAAUGUAACCAGUGUGGAAAGGGUUUUAAAAAAAGGAGAGCUCUUACUAUACAUCAGAGAAUCCACUCUGAGGAGAAACCUUAUGAGUGUAACCAGUGUGGAAAGGCUUUUAUAAAAAGACAAACUCUUACUGAACAUCAGAGAAUCCACACUGGGGAGAAACCUUAUGAAUGUAACCAGUGUGGAAAGGCUUUUAGAAAAAGGGGAGCUCUUAAUGUACAUCAGAGAACCCACACUGGGGAGAAGCCUUAUGAAUGUAACCAAUGCGGAAAGACUUUUAGAUAUAAGAGAAGUCUUUAUGGACAUCAGAGAAUCCACACUGGGGAGAAACCUUAUGAAUGUAAUCAGUGUGGAAAGGCUUUUAGACAACAACAAUCUCUCACUUUACAUCAAAGAAUCCACACUGGAGAGAAACCUUAUGAAUGUAGCCAGUGUGGAAAGACUUUCAGCUAUAAGAAAUCACUUACUGUACAUCAGAGAAUCCACACUGGGGAGAAACCUUAUGAAUGUAACCAGUGUGGAAAGGCUUUUACAACAAAAGAAUCUCUUACUAUACAUCAGAGAAUCCACACUGGGGAGAAACCUUAUGAAUGUAACCAGUGUGGAAAGGCUUUUAUACAAAAGGGAGAUCUUACUGUACAUCAGAGAAUCCACACUGGGGAGAAACCUUAUGAAUGUAACCAGUGUGGAAAGACUUUCAGCUAUAAGGAAUCACUUACUGUACACCAGAGAAUCCACACAGGGGAGAAGCCUUAUCAAUGUAUCCAGUGUGGAAAGACUUUUAGACAAAGGGAAUCUCUUACUGUACAUCUAAGAAUCGAUAUGGCAGAGAAGCCUUAUGAAUAUAACCAAUACGGAGAGACUUUUACAGUUAAGAGAAGUCUUUAUGAACAUCAGAGAAGCCACAAUGGAGAGAAAUGUUAUGACUUGGUGACAUUCAGGGAUGUGGCUGUGGACUUCACCCAGGAGGAGUGGGGCCUCUUGGACCCUCCUCAGAGGGAGUUGUACAAGGAGGUCAUGCUGGAGAAUGCUCGGAACCUGCUCUCUCUAGGUCUUCCUGUUCCCAGAGAAGAUGUGAUCUCUUAUUUUAAGCAGAGGGAAGCCCCCUGGAAGCUGGAUGAAGAAGGCCUGAGGAGCUGCUCUCCAGAGCAGAAGAUCAGACCUGAAAUGAAGGAUACUACAGAGGAGAUAAGCCUUUCUGUGGUAGAACCUCACAGGCCACCAUCCAUAAGUCCCUGUGAUUUUACCUGGACAGAAAUCUGUGCUCCGCAUGAGAAAAUCCACAAUGGCAAGAAACCUUAUGAGUGUAAUCAAUGUGGAAAGGGUUUUAGGAAAAAGGGAACCCUUACAGUACACCAGAGAAUCCAUACUGGAGAGAAACCUUAUGAGUGUAACCAGUGUGGAAAGGCUUUUACUGAAAGGAAAACUCUUACUGGACAUCAGAGAAUCCACACUGGGGAGAAACCUUAUCAAUGUAACCAGUGUGGAAAGGCUUUUAGACAAAAGGGAGAUCUUACUGUACAUCAGAGAAUCCACAGUGGAGAGAAACCUUAUCAAUGUAACCAAUGUGGAAAGACUUUUAGACAAAAGGGAAAUCUUAGUAAACAUCAAAGAAGCCAUGCUGGGGAGAAACCUUAUGAAUGUAACCAAUGUGGAAAGGGUUUUUAAGGGAAGUUUUAUUGGACGUUAGAUCAGCCACACUGGAGAGAAAUAUUAUAUAAAUAAUGAAUAUGGAAAGGGUUUGGUAGAAAAUACUGAUUGGUUUUUGCCAGAUUUGUGAGGAAAUGUAAAUGCAUUAAAGUAAGGAGGAAAAUGAAUUUGGUAGAUAACAUUGGGAGAGAUCAGUCUACAGAAGUCUAUCAGAUUCCUUGUAUCCCUUCUAUCACAAUUUCCUUGAUGAAGAACUGCUGUGGUGCCUCUUUUUGUAGCAAAAAACUGAUAUUUCCAAGGGUUUUUGAGUGACUCUUUCAACCACAUUGGAUAAAGCCAGUUCAAUCUGUCUCAAAGUCUCUUGAUUUUUUAAAAUUUAUUUAUUUUUAUUAUAGCUUGGUAUUCUUUUAUAAGCUGAUGUGAUUUUAAAGCAGUAUCUCCUUAAAAUGUCAUAUAAUGGUUGCAAUCAAUAUACACUGGAUGCGUCCUGUAUUAGGCUUAAAUAUAUAUCUCCUAUCA
Antechinus flavipes (yellow-footed antechinus) is the source of this 2776-nucleotide messenger RNA. Its product is annotated as zinc finger protein ZFP2-like. NCBI's taxonomy places the organism in Eukaryota, Metazoa, Chordata, Mammalia, Dasyuromorphia, Dasyuridae. The transcript is spliced from 6 exons. Bases 248 to 2275 code for a protein of 675 amino acids. The record is from RefSeq and is a predicted model, not a curated record. Gene Ontology annotation, molecular function: DNA-binding transcription repressor activity, RNA polymerase II-specific. Gene Ontology annotation, biological process: negative regulation of transcription by RNA polymerase II.